Molecule: messenger RNA, 1174 nt
Organism: Grammomys surdaster
Lineage: Eukaryota; Metazoa; Chordata; Mammalia; Rodentia; Muridae
Gene: Sap30
Product: Sin3A associated protein 30
Exons: 4
Coding region: 288-950 (220 amino acids)
Biological process (GO): regulation of DNA-templated transcription
Cellular component (GO): histone deacetylase complex
Molecular function (GO): transcription coregulator activity; protein binding
Source: RefSeq, a predicted model, not a curated record
CUCGCGCAGGUUCUGGGGUUGGAAGGAGGCGGAGGAGCCGCGGUCCAACUGCUGAAGUCUCCAUGUGACAGUGAGUGGGGUCCCCUUUCUAGGCGCCACUCCACUUCUGAUCACAGUCACAGGAACCGGCCGCUAUUCCAGCACCGACAGACCGGCUGGCCCUGGACUCUGGGCGUCGGACCGUGCCACCGCCAGACUUGGGGUGCGGAGUGAACGGCCGCCCAGGGGAAGGAGGCGGAGCGGAGCUGCGCGCGGGGCUCCGUGGUGGCGCCCCCGAACUGGCAGACAUGAACGGCUUCACUCCGGAGGAGAUGAGCCGAGGCGGGGACGCGGCCGCCGCCGUGGCCGCGGUGGUCGCUGCUGCAGCUGCCGCCGCCUCGGCGGGGAAUGGGAACGCAGCCGGCGGUGGGGCAGAGGUACCCGGUGCCGGUGCGGUGUCGGCUUCUGGGCCACCUGGAGCAGCCGGUCCCGGCCCCGGGCAACUCUGUUGUUUGCGAGAGGACGGUGAGCGGUGCGGGCGCGCAGCUGGCAACGCCAGCUUCAGCAAGAGGAUCCAGAAGAGCAUCUCUCAGAAGAAGGUGAAGAUCGAGCUGGAUAAGAGUGCAAGGCAUCUUUACAUUUGUGACUAUCAUAAGAACCUAAUUCAGAGUGUUCGGAACAGAAGGAAGAGGAAAGGAAGUGAUGAUGAUGGAGGAGACUCACCUGUUCAGGACAUCGACACUCCAGAGGUUGAUUUGUACCAAUUACAAGUAAAUACACUUAGAAGAUACAAAAGACACUUCAAGCUUCCAACCAGACCAGGUCUAAAUAAAGCGCAACUUGUGGAGAUAGUUGGUUGCCACUUUAAGUCUAUUCCAGUGAACGAAAAAGACACCUUAACAUGUUUCAUCUACUCAGUAAGGAACGACAAGAACAAGUCAGAUCUCAAGGCCGACAGUGGUGUUCACUAGGAGAGAUGCUGUUCACACUAGCACAUAGAUGUCUGCCUGUAAAGAAUGUUUACUGUUUUUCAGAUGUAGAAAUGUUCUUGUGUAUUUUUUCUACUGAGGAUUUUUUUUUUUUUUGGCUUUCUGUUUUUGUUGUUGUCGUUUUUUGAUUCUAAUAAUUAGUUGGAAACUCAUCUAAACUGAGCUUCCUAGAUUCAACAUAUUUUAAAUAAAGGUUAUUACUAGUA